Molecule: messenger RNA, 7213 nt
Organism: Limanda limanda (common dab)
Lineage: Eukaryota; Metazoa; Chordata; Actinopteri; Pleuronectiformes; Pleuronectidae
Product: centromere-associated protein E-like
Biological process (GO): microtubule-based movement; mitotic cell cycle
Cellular component (GO): microtubule
Molecular function (GO): plus-end-directed microtubule motor activity; microtubule binding; ATP binding
Source: RefSeq, a predicted model, not a curated record
CUUAACUUGAAAAAUGACCGAAGAGUCCGCUGUUAAAGUUUGUGUUCGUGUCCGUCCGCUUAUUGCGAGGGAAGAAAGUACAGCAUCAGAGAAUGCAGAGCCUGUCCAGCUGUUUUGGAAAACUGAUAAAAAAUCAAUUCAUCAGAUCGAUGAUGGGAAUUCCACCAAGAUCUUCAGUUUUGAUCGAGUAUUCACAGCUGAAGAAACAACCAGUCAGCUGUACCAAGACAUUGCAAAGCCCUUGGUUGUUUCCACUGUUGAGGGAUACAAUGGAACCAUAUUUGCUUACGGGCAGACUUCUUCUGGAAAGACCUUUACCAUGAUGGGGAGUAACCAUAUACCUGGUGUGACACCGCUGGCUGUGGAAGAUGUUUUCCAAACCAUUAAAAAUUGUCCAAAAAAGGAGUUCCUUCUCAGGGUUUCUUACAUGGAAAUCUACAACGAGACUGUGACUGAUCUGCUUGUUGAAAGCUGGAAGCGAAAACCACUGGAAGUCAGAGAAACAAUCAAUAAAAACAUCUAUGUGGCUGACCUGACUGAGGAGCUGGUUACAUCCCCUGCACAAGCCCUAGCCUGGAUUCGGAAAGGAGAAAAGAACCGCCACUACGGUAAAACAAAAAUGAACCAGCGGAGCAGUCGCUCACACACUAUUUUCCGAAUGAUCCUUGAAAGCCGAGAAAGGAGUGACCUAGCAUCAGGUGAAAAUGCGGAUGGUGCUAUUAUUGUGUCUCAUUUGAAUUUAGUUGAUCUUGCUGGAUCUGAGAGAGCAAGUCAAACGGGGGCUGAAGGCACACGUUUCAAAGAAGGUUGCAACAUCAAUCGCAGUCUGUUUACUCUUGGCCAAGUGAUUAAGAAAGUGACAGAAGAAAGUCAGAAGGGUUUCACGAACUACAGAGACAGUAAGCUCACCCGCAUCCUGCAGAACUCCUUGGGUGGGAACGCCAAAACAGUCAUCAUCUGUACCAUCACUCCUGUCACUCUAGAUGAGACCCUCAGCACUUUACAGUUUGCCAGCACUGCAAAGAAAAUGAAGAACGACCCCCAUGUGACAGAGGUGUCUGACGACGGAGCUCUGCUCAAGAGGUACCGAAAUGAAAUUGUUGACCUGAAGCGACGACUUCACGAGGUAUCUUCAGAGACACAGACUACAGUGACUGAGAAGAAGGUUCUAUCCCAGCUCCUCCAAGAAAAAGAUCAUCUCCAGAGAGAACAAGAGGACAGAAUCCGAAACCUGACCAAACUACUUGUCACCAGCUCCAACCUGGUUCCUGUUAAGAGGAUGCCUAAGCGCAGAGUUACAUGGGGAGGAAAGAUGCUCAGACUUGCACCUUCAUCUGCCUGUGGUGGUUCAUCUAACCUGAGCUUUGCAGAAACUUUCACUCUUAAAAGGAAAGCUGAUCGCUCCUAUCUGAUGGGGCUGACUGAAGAUGACGAGGAAUUUGAUGCUCACUGGGAGAUUCCUGAUGAGCCAUCAGAUGACAUUGAAAUGAGUCAUAGCUCAGUGGCUGUGCAAAGCUAUGGAGACAGUCCCAAAGACUAUACCUCUCCAGACUGGAUGCGUAAUCUUUCAGGGAAAGUGUCCGACCUGGAGCUGCAGCUGGAAAUGGAGAGUCAACAGAAAGAGGAGGCCAUGACGAAAGUAGAAACAUUAGAAGGAAGAGUUGCAGAGCUGCAACUGCAACUGCAAACAGAGGCCCAGCAGAAACAUGAAGCCUUGGAGAAAGUACAGAUAACCGAAAAGAGGGCAGCAGAGCUGGAGCAGCAGCAACAAAGCAAGGCGCUGGAGGCCAUGGAGAAGGAGCUGAUGUUGGAAUUGAGAUUGGCAGACCGGGAGAAACAGCUUGAAGAACAGAACCACGGUCAGACUGAAAAUGAACAGAUUAGAAAAGAGUUUGCAGAAACCAUCCAGCUGUGUGAAACUCUUGCUUCAGAGAAGGACAAGAUGGUUGCUGAACGUGACUAUCUGAAGGAGGAGCUUGGGAUGUUCAUCGAACAGACUGAACGUCUGGAGAAUGAGAAAGCUGCUCUGUCGCAGGAGCUGGAGGAAAAAGAGGAGACAGAUGAGUUCAAAUCUCUGGAGGAAGAGUUCAAGAAGGAGCAGGAGCUCGAGGUGCAAAAUGAAAUAUCUAGCUAUAAGAAGGUCAUAGAAUCAACUGAAGUCAAGUGCAAGGUACUUCAGAACAAGGUAGAUACUCUGUCUGAGGAGAUACAGAAGAAAACUGAAUCAGCAGAGGAACUUCAGAGAAUGAGCGGAGAGGAUCUUGUGCAGGAGUUGUCAAAGCUUCGUCGCUCUCUGAUUGAUGCAGAGGGAGUCAGCAGAGAUACAAAGAAGGAAUGGGCUGUCCUGCGCAGCCAAAACAUUGCUCUGGAGGACUUGAAAGUGACCCUGACUUCAAACCUUGAGAAGAUGGAAGCUGAAGUUAACAGCCUGCGUUCUCACCUUGAAAUUGAGAAGUCCCGCUACAGAAAGAUGGAGAGUGAUCUCCAAAAAGAGCUUACUGUUACAUUUGAUGAGAACAACAAGCUCACCGAUCUGCUUGAUGGCAAAGUCCCAAAAGAUCUGAUAGACCGCGUGGAAUUUCAGAGAAAACUGGCCACUCUGAGUGAAGAGCUUACAGCAUCUCGUAAAGUAGAGGGAUCUCUCAGAGCUCAGCUGGAGGAGCUGGCUUCAUCUCAAACUCAAAAUCAGCAGAAGCAGCAGACUAAAGUGCUUCAAUAUGUCCGAGCUGAGAAGGAAGCUCUCCUGUCUGAGCAGAAAGCUGAAGCGCAGAGCUCUGCAGAAGAGAUGGACCAGCUGCUCUCUACACUUACUUCCAUGACUGCAGAGAGAGACCAGCUCAAGGUGGACCUGCAGGAAAAUGUGGAGAUGAUGAUUGAAAAUCAGGAGGAGCUGAGAAAUGCUCUGGAGAAGAACCGAGAACAGAAGGAGCUGCUCAGUCAUUUGGAGACUUUACAAACAACCAAAGAGGAUGGAGCUCUCUCUGAGAUGAGUGCACAGCUGGAAGUGCGACAAAAACAUUUGGAGGAGAGUGACCAGCAAAGAGCAUUACUGGUAGAAAGACUGAAUGAGAUGCAGCAGCUGAUGAAGCAUUACGAGAAGAAGCUUGCUAACAGUGAGAUUUCCAGAACCUCAAAUGAGGAAAUCGGCACAGAACUUCAAGAACAACAGAAGCAGCAGACCAAAGUGCUUCAAUUUGUGCAAGCUGAGAAAGAAGCUCUCCUGUCUGAGCAGAAAGUUGAAGCUCAGAGCUCUGCAGAAGAGAUGGACCAGCUGCUCUCUACACUUACUUCCAUGACUGCAGAGAGAGACCAGCUCAAGGUGGACCUGCAGGAAAAUGUUGAGAUGAUGAUUGAAAAUCAGGAGGAGCUGAGAAAUGCUCUGGAGAAGAACCGAGAACAGAAGGAGCUGCUCAGUCAUUUGGAGACUUUACAAACAACCAAAGAGGAUGGAGCUCUCUUUGAGAUGAGUGCACAGCUGGAAGUGCGUCAAAAACAUAUACAGACUCUUAUGGAGCAAGUAGGGAAUGCUGAAAAAGAAAGGAAAGCCAUAUGCAGGGUUAUGUCUGUCUCCGAGGAGAGUGAUAAGCUGAAGGAGACACUGCAGGAAGUGAGACAGGAGAAACAAAAGCUCAGAGCAGAGCUUGGGGACAAGAUGGAUGCACUUCCGUGUGAGAUGAAGACCUUAACAGAGAAACUGGAAAGUACUGAAACAGAGAGAGACAGUCUGCUCUGGGAGAAGGAAGCCAGCUUUCAGAGCUCCUCUGAGGAGAAGGAAAGGCUGCUGUGUAGGUUGAUGACUCUCUGUGAGGAGAGGGAUCAGCUUCAGGAAACACUACAGGAACUGAGACAGGAGAAGCAGCAGCUCAGAGCAGAACUGGAGGACAAGAUUGAUACCCUGCAGUGUGAGAUGAAGACUUUAACAGAAAAACUGGAAAGCACUGAAAGAGAGCAAGACAGUCUGCUCUGUGAUAAGGAAGCGAGCUUUCAGAGCUCCUCUGAGGAGAAGAAGAAACUGAUUUGCAGGGUGACAUCUCUCUGUGAGGAGAGGGACCAGCUGCAGGAGACACUGCAGGAGCUGAGGCAGGAGAAGCAGCAGCUCAAAGCAGAGGUGGAUGACAAGAUGGAGACAAUGCAGUGUGAGGUGAAGACUUUAAAAGAAAAAAUGAAAAGCACUGAAAAGGAGAGAGACGGUCUCCUCCUUGAGAAGGGAACCAGCUUUAAGAUCUCCUCUGAGGAGAAGGAGAAGCUGCUCUGCAGGGUCACGUCUCUCUGUGAGGAGAGGGAUCAGCUACAGGAAACACUGCAGGAGCUGAGGCAGGAGAAGCAGCAGCUCAAAGCAGAGCUGGAGGACAAGAGGAAGACAUUGCAGUGUGAGGUGAAGACUUUAACAGAGAAACUGGAAAGCCCUGAACGAGACCAAGACACUCUGCUCUGUGAGAAGGAAGCCAUCUUUCAGAGCUCCUCUGAGGAGAAGGAGAAACUGUUUUGCAGGGUGACAUCUCUCUGUGAGGAGAGGGACCAGCUGCAGGAGACACUGCAGGAGCUGAGGCAGGAGAAGCAGCAGCUCAAAGCAGAGGUGGAGGACAAGAUGGAGACACUGCAGUGUGAGGUGAAGAAUUUAAAAGAAAAAAUGAAAAGCACUGAAAAGGAGAGAGACUGUCUCCUCUGUGAGAAGGGAGCCAGCUUUAAGAUCUCCUCUGAGGAGAAGGAGAAGCUGCUCUGCAGGGUCACGUCUCUCUGUGAGGAGAGGGAUCAGCUACAGGAAACACUUCAGGAACUGCGACAGGAGAACCAGCAGCUUAGAGCAGAGCUGGAGGAAAAGAUGAAGACAUUGCAGUGUGAGGUGAAGACUUUAACAGAGAAACUGGAAAAACCUGAACGAGACCAAGACACUCUGCUCUGUGAGAAGGAAGCCAUCUUUCAGAGCUCCUCUGAGGAGAAGGAGAAACUGUUUUGCAGGGUGACAUCUCUCUGUGAGGAGAGGGACCAGCUGCAGGAGACACUGCAGGAGCUGAGGCAGGAGAAGCAGCAGCUCAAAGCAGAGGUGGAGGACAAUAUGGAGACACUGCAGUGUGAGGUGAAGACUUUAAAAGAAAAAAUGAAAAGCACUGAAAAGGAGAGAGACCGUCUCCUCUGUGAGGAGGGAGCCAGCUUUAAGAUCUCCUCUGAGGAGAAGGAGAAGCUGCUCAUCAGGGUCACGUCUCUCUGUGAGGAGAGGGAUCAGCUACAGGAAACACUGCAGGAGCUGAGGCAGGAGAAGCAGCAGCUCAAAGCAGAGGUGGAGGACAAAAUGGAGACAUUGCAGUGUGAGUUGCUCAGUGAAGAUCGAGGCUCUGCUGGAGUCGAGGUGACGGUGUCAUCAAGGUUGAACGACUCCACCAGGCAGCUUCAGGAGACCUUCAGAGGAUUUCAGCACUCUAUAGACAGGUGUUCCAAAUACAUCUCCACACCCAUGGACAAGGUUUUGAGGGUGCAGAGUGCCUUGAACCAUGAUUAUCUGACCUCUCUUCCAAAAGCCACCAUGAGCGCCUACACUGCUAUAUGUCAGCUAGGACUUGAGACUGUUCAGACUCUGGGAAACAUUCUAGUGUGCCUACAGGUGAAGGCCCAGGAUUGUCGGAAUCGGUUUGAGGAGUUGGUGAAGAAAGACUUGUCUGUUUUCGAGGAAAGGCGGCUGCAGGAUGUGCUGAUGUGCAGAGUGCAGGCACCUACUCUCUCUGUCAAAGACGAGGACCUCCAUACUGUGUGGGAACACAGACUGGCUGAUCUACUGGACAAGCGGCAGCUCUACCAGCAGAAAAUGUCCAUCAUUUUGAAGAGGUUCUCGGACAAUGUGGCUUGUCAUCCCAAUGAGUUGUCGGCGGAGAUCACAGAGAGGGAGAGGUUCAAGGAGCAGCUACAGGGCGCAAUAAGCACCCAGCCAAUCAGCUUCAGUGAGCUUGACAGCAUCCUUAGCUGUGAGCUGGACCGCAGAGCUGCCCUGGCCCACAGCAAGAAGAUGAUCCUGCAGGGCAUCACUGCUGAACAGAGUGUUCUGAGUGAAGAGCUGAAGCUGCUGGAGGCUCAGGCUCGUUUUCAGCUCAGAGAGGAGAAAAGCAAAAGUUCCACUCUGCUGCAGGCGAUUGAGGGAGCUCCUCUGAAAUCAGAGCUCUCCUUGCUGAAGGACAACCAGAACCUUCUUACUCAACUCAUGCAAACUGAAGAAGAAGUAAAAGCUUUGCAUGUACAAAAUGAGCAGCUGGAGGAGGCACAGAUAAAGGCCACAAACAGGCUGUCCAGCCAUAAGCAGGCCACUCAGCUUCUGCAGACAGAGCUGCAGGACAGCUCGGCGCAAAACGAUGAGAAAGAGAAGACGAUCCAAACGCUCAGGGGCAAACUGCAAGAGUCUGAGAAAAGAGCAUCACCCAGUGUUGCUGAGCUGGAAAUUCUCCAGACUAAACUGUUCAAAAAGGAGGUGGAGUUGAGUUCUGCAUCUGAUAAACACAAACAAGAGAUCCAGAGACUGAGUACAGUGCUGAACGUGAAGGAAGAAUCAUUAAGAAAUCUGAAGGAGACGUUGAGGAGGCUACAACAGCAGGGAGAGGAGUCAUUCUUGCAGGGUGAGGACCUUCACACUAAACUGACCAACCCCAAAGGUGUGGUGAUCAAGAGCAGCAUUCUGCUGGACAAGACCAUACUUGAGAAGGAAGUCAAACAGCUUUGCCUUAAAACAACAGAGCUGGAAUGCUUGGUGUCCACUCAGCAGACAGAGAUAAGCAAGUGGAAGAGCCGAGCCAUCAAUCUGAAGGCAAAGAGCAAAGUUGAAGUGGACAAGCCUUCAUCGCCCUGCAAGACUACCAAGAGGGGCCUACAAGAGACCUCAGACUCCAGCUUCCUUAGCUCACCUAAGAAGUUGCUGGUUACUUCUAGGAAGAUCCUAGACUCUCCUAGGAAGGUGAUGGACUUUCCAAAGGUCUAUCAGCUCGACUCCCCCAAAAGCAGUUUCUUUGAUGUGGGUGGGAGCUCGGACCUGCUGCCCAGAACCUUUCCCAAGCAAUUCUUUGAUAACUCCAGCCUUGGCACCAUUCCAGAUGCAGAUGCAGCUACAGGUCUCGAUGUAGCCAGAAAGGACGAGUGGUGGCCUAAGUCUCCAAAACAAGAAGACAUGUGUAAAACACAGUAAAAUCACUUGUAAUAUUUUAAAAGCCUAUGUGUUAGUCAUAAUUUCUGUUGU